AUGCUGGUGCUGGUGCCGGUGGUGGUGCUGUUGGUGCUGGUGCUGGUGCUGGUGCUGGUGCUGGUGCGGCUGAUGCUGGUGCUGGUGCUGCAGCAGCAGCAGCAACAGCACCAGGUGCAGCAACAGCAGCUGCAACAGUUGCAAGAGCUGCAGCAGCAGCAACUACUGCAGCAGCAACUGCAGCAGCAACUGCAGCUGCAGCUGCAGCAGCCGCUACUCCUCGCCCUCCAAGGCAACCAACAGCUCAGCAAGCUGCUCUUCAGCCCCGAGCAGCAGCAGCAGCAGCAGCAGCAGCAGCAGCAGCAGCAGCAGCAGCAGCAGAAAAGUGGUGGUGGGGGAGGUGUUAGUAUAGCUUCUGUAUUAACAACCCCUGAAAAAUCAAUACCCCUAAACAGCAGCAACAACUGCAUCAGCAGCAGCAGCAGCAACAGCAACAGCAACAGCAACAGCUUCCUGUCGCUGCUUGUCUCUCCCUCUUCGUGUGUAGAUAUAUCGGUCCCUGCCUGGGCCCCCUCAAGCGCAGCAGCAGCAGACGAAGCAGCAGCAGCAGCAGCAACUGCAGCAGCAGCAGAGGGAGCAGCCAAACAGCAGCAGCAGCAGCCGUUGCAGCUCGAAGCACGGGCAUUCUCCCCGCAGCAGCAGCAGCAGCAGCAGAUGCAGCAACAGCAAGAUAUUGAGGAGCUCAAGCAGCAGCAGCGGCUGCAGCUGGAGCUGCAGGCGCAGCUGCUGCAGCAGCUGCAGCUGCAGCUGCUGCCUCGCAGGGGUGCAGCAGCACAGGCCCAACCCGCCCCUCUGCAGCAGCAGCAACAGCAGCAGCAGCAGCAGCAGCAGCAGCAGCACAGCAUCCAGCAGCAAGCUAAUAAGCUGGCGGUGAUGAUGCUGCGUCAGCAUCAGCAGAAGUAUAUGCAGGAGCAGCAGCGAACGAUGGAUCAUCUGCAGCAGCAGCAGCAGCAGCAGCAACAGCAACAGCAACAGCAGCAACAGCAGCAGCAACAACAGCAGCAGCAGCAGUUGCUGCAGCAGCAGCAGCAGCAGCUAACCAUGGCAUAUGAGCAGCAAGCAGCUGCCCCCUUGUGGAGGACUGCUGCCUCCAGGCCCCCCGGUCUGGUUCGGAAGGAAGCAGCAGCAAAGACAGCAGAAGCAGCAAUGGCUGCAGCAGCCCCCAAAGGGCCCCCCGCACACCUGCAGCAGCAGCAGCAGCAGCAACAGCAACAGCAGCAACAGCAACAGCAAAAACAGCAGCAGCAGCAGUUGCUGCAGCAGCAGCAGCAGCAGCUAACCAUGGCAUAUGAGCAGCAAGCAGCUGCCCCCUUAUGGAGGACUGCUGCCUCCAGGCCCCCCGCUCGAUCAACUGCAGCAGCAAAGACAGCAGAAGCAGCAAUGGCUGCAGCAGCCCCCAAAGGGCCCCCCGCACAUCUGUGGGGCCGCAGCCAAUGGGAUCUCCAGCCCCCGCAGCAGCAGCAGCAGCAGCAGCAGCAGCAGCAGCAGCAACAGGAUCCAAGAGGGUUUGUGAAGGCUCCUCGUGCUGCUCCUGCCCAGCAGCAGCAGCAGCAGCAGCAGCAGCAACAGCAGCAGCAGCAGCAGCAGCAACAGGAUCCAAGAGGGUUUGUGAAGGCUCCUCGUGCUGCUCCUGCUGCUGCUGCUGCUGCGACCUCAACACUCAAUGCAGCAGCAGCUCCUUUCUUUCCUUCUUCCCUUCGCCAACUGCUGCAGCGGCCCACUGAUUUGCUGCUGCAUGCGCCCCCCACCAAAGACAGAGGCGAACAGCAGCAGCAGCAGCAGCAGCAGCACCCGCAGCAGCACCCGCAGCAGCAGCUGCUGCAGCAGCAGCAGCAGUUACUGAUGCAGCAGCAGCAACAGCAACAGCAGAUGCUGCAGCAGCAGCAACAGGAACAGCAGCAACAACAGCAGCAGCAACAACAAUUUCUACAGCAGCAGUUGCAGGAGCAGCUGCAGCAGCAGUUGCAGCAGUUGCAGCAGCUGCAGCAGCUACAGCAACUGCAGCAGCUACAGCAGCAGCAGCAGCAGCAGCAGCAACAACAGCAGCAACGCUAUCCCCAAGGGGGUGAGUGCCCUCCCCUCCCGUUGCUGCUGAGUGCAGCAACUCCUGGGCUGUUCAGCAGCAGCAGCAGCAGCAGCAACAGCAGCAGCAGCAACAGCAGCAGCAGCAGCAGCAGCAGCAGCACAGCAACAGCAGCAGCAGCAACAGCAGCAGCAGCAGCAGCAGCAGCAGCAUGGGCCGUUUUGAAUACGCCUGCACACGAAUUUGGUAUCCCCCCAAUGGCUGUCAGCAGCAGCCUCGCUGGGCUGCAGCUGCAUGCAGGCAACCCACAGCAGCAGCAGCAGCAGCAGCAGCAGCAGCAGCAGCAACAGCUGCUGCUGCUACAGCAACAGCAGCAGCUGCUGCUGCAACAGCAGCAGCGGCAGCAACAGAAACAGCAGCAACGAAGCCUCGCCUCCCUAGCUGCCAACCUACGCAGGACCCCACAGCCCCUUCUACAGUAA
Eimeria mitis is the source of this 2505-nucleotide messenger RNA. RefSeq lists its product as uncharacterized. The record is from RefSeq and is a predicted model, not a curated record. Bases 1 to 2505 code for a protein of 834 amino acids. The transcript has 7 exons. NCBI's taxonomy places the organism in Eukaryota, Apicomplexa, Conoidasida, Eucoccidiorida, Eimeriidae.